Rosa chinensis is the source of this 953-nucleotide messenger RNA. RefSeq lists its product as uncharacterized. Gene Ontology annotation, biological process: regulation of starch metabolic process; starch metabolic process. The record is from RefSeq and is a predicted model, not a curated record. Gene Ontology annotation, molecular function: starch binding. The transcript has 7 exons. Lineage: Eukaryota; Viridiplantae; Streptophyta; Magnoliopsida; Rosales; Rosaceae. Gene Ontology annotation, cellular component: chloroplast stroma; starch grain. The coding region runs from base 1 to 765 and encodes 254 amino acids.
AUGCCGAAUCAUGAGGUAACGCCUCACUCUGACAAUGUGGCGGUGCAGUCGAGCCAUGCUCCCACUACUAGAAUUUUGCUCUUAGACAUCACAACAAUUACAUCGUUCUUGUUUCCUUUCUGUUCAGCACCCAACCUCCUCCUCCAUCUCCGAACGGCACCGAACCGUCCUCUUCUUCCUUAUCCACCUCCGAUCAGAACCCGACCCUUCUCCGCCUCUGACCAGCACCCAGCUAAGAACGAAGAGAGAGAGGCCGAGUGCGAAGGGUUAGGGCUCAAAGAUGGUGGAUGUUCCAGAGUUCAAGGCCCCCAUUUCGGAGACGAAUCGGAGCAACUCCGAAAGAAGUGCGCUACGGUUUCCGAGAGGAACAAGUGCGAUGAGCGGCAGUUCGAUUCCAACAAGAGGCCUCCUCACAGAGCUGGACUCAAAGCUGCUGUUGCAUUGCCCGUUGCUUCUGAGCAAUCUCAAUUUGCCUCCAAACAAAACAACAAGGCGUACCCUCGCCGGCGCCCUCGCUGUACUCCGGGAAAUACUGGUCCACAAUCUCGUGAUACUCCGCCGAAAAGAGAUACUGGUAUUGCCAGUGAGAAGGAAUGGGGUAUUAGCUUGUUAAACGAACAUGUGAAGGAAUCCAACACUAAAGAAGAUGGAAGUACUUGGUACCGAGAAAGCGGGGAGAAGCUGGGGAACACUGAGUACAGAUUUAGGUGGACAAGGAUGGGUGGUGCUUCUCAUGACUCCUCUUCAGAGUGGAGUCAACCAUGACAUAACAUAGUUUAAUUUACAUAUACAUGACUAUCAUUCUUCGCUUGUUCGGAAACUCAACCAUGACAUAACAUAGUUUAUUAGGCAUUUGUAUUUGAUCGAGAUUAAUGUGGAAAACAACACUAAAGUCUUUGUAUGUGUGUCUACUUCUGUUCAUACUCAAGAGUCUAAAACAAAUUGGGGCAAUU